This is a messenger RNA of Entamoeba invadens IP1, 732 nucleotides long. Its product is annotated as proteasome subunit alpha type-6-A, putative. The transcript is spliced from 3 exons. Gene Ontology annotation, cellular component: cytosol; proteasome core complex, alpha-subunit complex; proteasome core complex. Gene Ontology annotation, biological process: ubiquitin-dependent protein catabolic process. NCBI's taxonomy places the organism in Eukaryota, Evosea, Mastigamoebida, Endamoebidae. The record is from RefSeq and is a predicted model, not a curated record. The coding region runs from base 1 to 732 and encodes 243 amino acids.
AUGGCUGGAACUGGAUACGAUCGUCAAUUAACAAUUUUCUCACCGGAGGGGAGAUUGUAUCAAGUCGAGUACGCAUUAAAGUCUGUCAAAUGUGAGAAUUUGACGACAGUGGGGAUCUGUGGGGGUGACGCUGCUUGUAUCAUAACACAAAAAAAGUUACCUGAUAGAUUGGUCGAUCCAACUACAGUCACACACUUCCAUCGCAUAUCAAAACACGUUGGAUGCUGCCAAGCAGGUAUAUACGCUGACGGAAAGUUAAUAGCACAGCGCUCGCAAUAUAACUCAAGCAAGUUUGAGCUGGAUUACGGCUACGAGAUGCCGGUGUCUUUAGUUGCGAAGAAAACAGCAGACUUUGCACAGAUGUUAACACAACACGCUUAUAUGCGACCGUUUGGUGUGUCUUCGAUGUUCAUCGGGUGGGACGAAGAGACUGAUGCGCCUCAGUUAUGGAGAAGCGACCCAGCGGGCAGUGUUGCUGCGUUUCGUGGGUGUGCCGCAGGUGAGAAAGAACAAGAAGCGUUCAACAAUUUAGAGAAGAGGAAAGUAGCAAAGGAUAUGAAGACUGACGAUGUGAUAUGUAUGGCGAUCGACUGUUUGCAAACAGUUACAUCUUCCGAGUUCAAAGUUGGCGAUGUUGAGAUUUCUGUUGUCUCGAAAGAGCACACCGAGUUUCAUAUUCUCAAUGCAAAGGAUGUCGAGAAGUACUUGUUGAUGGCGUCCGCAAAGGACUGA